AUGUCUGCGUCUCACGGAAAUUGCUACCCACGUGUGUCGGCUAGCAACAGACUUAGCAGCGCUUAUGAGUUUAUGAAUGAAACUGCUGUUGUGCUGGAUUUUGAAAUACCCAGCAGCUUUGCUGUUAUGCCAUUGUCAGCAGCGCAGUGCCAUUGUGGCACUGGCGGCACUGGCUCCAGCACUUGCUCACAACUCAUAAAAGCUGGUCUUAAACUUUCUAUACAAAGUAAACGUAAGCUUUCUACUUGUGAUUCAAGCUCUGGUUCCGAACAGCCCAACUCAAAAUGCUCUCGCCGUGAUGAAGAUUGCGAUGACUCCAGCGAUGAUGAUAGCGAACAUAAAUCAAGCAAUGCCGCCAAUCAUCUAACCCCCGAGGAUGAAGAUCGUCGUCGUCGCCGCCGUGAACGUAAUAAGAUUGCCGCCACCAAGUGUCGCAUGAAGAAACGUGAACGCACACAAAAUCUUAUCAAAGAAUCCGAACAAUUGGAUACACAAAAUGUUGAUCUAAAAAAUCAGGUACGUACACUGGAAAAGGAACGUCGCAAAUUACUGGAAAUGUUGCAAGCACACUCCACCAAUUGUGUUCGCCUUGAAGGUUUCAAUUUGCCCUCAAAACUGUUACAGUCACCAGCACUGAAAUACUUGGGUGAACUUGAAAUAGAAGCAAAUAAUAGCAGUGCUACUAAUGCAAACUCUAAUAUCAAUACGCAAGCACAUCAAGCAGGCAACAAUCAGACUACACCAAAUCAACAGGCACGUACCGUCAUCCCACCGAUGUCAACUAUCAAAUGUUCGCGCAGCAAUGGUUUCAAGGCUGCUGCAGUUGCAGUCAAUCAGCAACUGCAUCAACUACCCGCACAUCCAACAUCGCUUACAGCAUCACAACAACUGCCGAAUGGUUACUGCAAGCCAUCGCCUACUCCACAAGAACUUGGCUAUUUGAAUUCGCCUUCCCAAGAGAGUAUUUGUCUAACCUCAGCGCUACAAACACAUCAUCAUAAUGCGCAGACACCCACCGCCCACCUGCAAAAUACCGCUGUUGUUGUCAGUCAUCAAUUAUCUGAUUACAUUCCAAAUGAUAAUAGUCUUAGUUUAGCCAGUCUUGGACUAACGCACACACCAACAGGCACACCAACCGGUGGCGACAGUAGUGCACUGCUCAGCAGCGGUGUGCCAAGUCCACUAGCAGUCAUCUCUACACCCACCACAGCUACGGAGUUCGUCAAAAAUGAAUUGGUCGAGUCCCAAAGUCCUUAUACCACAGCACAAUCAGCUGAACGAUUUUUAUUUGAGAACAAUUGCGAUAGCUUCGUCGAUAUUAAGCAUGCAGUCAGUAUGCACCAUGGCGUACAUAAUCUAAAUAACAACAUUAUUGGCAUGCAGAACAAUAACAGCCUAUUAGACUUCCAUACAUCAUCGUUGAUGGGUAGCAUUGUGCCGUUCCACGAUCACAUUUCUAUUAAAAACGAUUUCCUAACUGAUGCAGACCUUUUGGAACAAUUUACGGGCGAUGCAGGUGAAUUUGUUGUCGAUGCAGAUAUCAGCGUUGCGAAUGCCUUUAUGCCGAACGGUGGUUGCCUGGCGUGAGACAAUGAAAAUCUUUAUCCAAAUGACGAUUGGUGCUAAACAAAAUCACAAGUGUAAAUGAAGUGCAAAUUGAAAGAAAAACGGCGCCAUUUUUUUAACGUUAAGUUUUUGUUUUAUUUUUAUGAUUUUAUUUUAUUUUCAUGUGCAUGUCAUAAAGGAAAUCAAAUCGCCUGAUAAGAUAAAAUGUAAGUUCAUUAAUCUUUAUAAUUCAUAUAAGUGCAUAUUGAAAUAGAAAUUGUAGUUAUUUAAGCAGUUAGAGUAUAACACGAACGAGCUGAGUAUGCAGCGCCAAAAGCUACAAACUGCGUUAGGAACGACAAACUCUGAUCAACGGAAACACAAAAGUCGCUAACUAAGUUUAAGUAUAAAAAACUGAAUAAUGACUCUAUACACUCCUCUGCUCGCGAGAAAAUAUUCUUUAGGCACAAAAAUCAGAACAGUCUAUUCUAUUCGUGUACAACUCUGAACUCUUAAGAAUAUUCCUUGACAAAAAUCUAUUCUUCCAUUUUUUAAUUAAUCUAAUCCUUUAUAGCUUUUACAUUCGUUUGAUCUUUUUUGUUCGUUUUGUUUUUUCUUAUUUAAUUUUUUUUAUUUUAUUUUAAUUCACUAUAAUAAUAGCACCCACCGUCCCAAAAGGUCUCAUGCAUGUUCUUUAAUUAAAUAAUAUUAUUUUGAAAAUUUUACUUAUCAUUUGUUAGAAUUAUUUUCGUAAAUUUUAAAUUCGUUUUCUUUUAUUAAGUACUUUAUUCAUAUCAUAG
Teleopsis dalmanni is the source of this 2345-nucleotide messenger RNA. RefSeq names its product activating transcription factor 3-like. Gene Ontology annotation, molecular function: RNA polymerase II cis-regulatory region sequence-specific DNA binding; DNA-binding transcription factor activity, RNA polymerase II-specific. Gene Ontology annotation, biological process: regulation of transcription by RNA polymerase II. Lineage: Eukaryota; Metazoa; Arthropoda; Insecta; Diptera; Diopsidae. The coding region runs from base 1 to 1587 and encodes 528 amino acids. The record is from RefSeq and is a predicted model, not a curated record. The transcript has 3 exons. Gene Ontology annotation, cellular component: nucleus.